GAGAUUGGGGCGGACUCUGCUCAGCAUUAAAUACUUGUGUCCGGCACUGCCCAGGCCUCCUGUGCCGCCUUCCCAGCCGGUCACUUGACCAAGAUCCACCAUGACGACUUACAGUGACAAGGGAGCAAAGCCCGAGAGAGGCCGAUUCCUCCACUUCCACUCUGUCACCUUCUGGGUCGGCAAUGCCAAGCAGGCUGCCUCAUUCUACUGCACCAAGAUGGGCUUUGAGCCGCUGGCCUACAGGGGCCUGGAGACAGGGUCCCGGCAGGUGGUUAGCCACGUGAUCAAGCAAGGGCAGAUUGUGUUUGUCCUCUCUUCAGCACUCAACCCCGGGAACAAAGAGAUGGGCGACCACCUGGUGAAACACGGCGACGGAGUGAAGGACAUCGCGUUCGAGGUGGAAGACUGUGACUACAUCGUGCAGAAAGCACGGGAACGGGGGGCCAAAAUCCUGCGGGAGCCCUGGGUGGAGCAAGACAAGUUUGGGAAGGUGAAGUUUGCGGUGCUUCAGACGUAUGGGGACACCACUCACACCCUGGUGGAGAAGAUAAACUACACCGGCCGCUUCCUGCCUGGAUUCGAGGCCCCAAUGUUCAAGGACUCCCUCCUUUCCAAGCUGCCCAGCUGCAGCCUGGAGAUUAUCGACCACAUUGUGGGAAACCAGCCUGAGCAGGAGAUGGUGUCGGCCUCGGAAUGGUACCUGAGAAACCUGCAGUUCCACCGCUUCUGGUCUGUGGACGACACGCAGGUGCACACGGAGUACAGCUCCCUGCGCUCCAUCGUGGUGGCCAACUACGAGGAGUCCAUCAAAAUGCCCAUCAACGAGCCAGCGCCUGGCCGCAAGAAGUCCCAGAUCCAGGAAUACGUGGACUACAACGGGGGAGCCGGGGUCCAGCACAUCGCCCUCAAGACCCACGACAUCAUCUCCGCGAUUCGCCACUUGAGAGAGAGAGGCAUGGAGUUCCUGGCUGUGCCGGCCACUUACUACAAACAGCUGCGGGAGAAGCUCAGGUCGGCCAAGAUCCGGGUGAAGGAGAGCAUCGAUGUCCUGGAGGAGCUGAAAAUCCUGGUGGACUACGACGAGAAAGGCUACCUCCUGCAGAUCUUCACCAAGCCCAUGCAAGACCGGCCCACGCUCUUCUUGGAGGUCAUCCAGCGCCACAACCACCAGGGCUUCGGAGCCGGCAACUUCAACUCCCUGUUCAAGGCCUUCGAGGAGGAGCAGAAUCUGAGAGGCAACCUCACCGACAUGGAGACCAACGGGGUGGUGCCCGGCAUGUAGGCCCCGCCCACUCCCGCCGACCUACAGAGGCUCCGCCCGCCCGUCGGCGCGCGGCCACGCCCCCUCCUCGGACCACGCUCCCCUCCCGGGCCCGGCGCGUCAGUCCCCACUAGCCACACCCCCGAGCCACGCCCACCUCGUGACCACGUGUCCUCCUGAGUAAAGCUCACCCCGGUCCAA
Molecule: messenger RNA, 1462 nt
Organism: Lepus europaeus (European hare)
Lineage: Eukaryota; Metazoa; Chordata; Mammalia; Lagomorpha; Leporidae
Gene: HPD
Product: 4-hydroxyphenylpyruvate dioxygenase
Exons: 14
Coding region: 101-1282 (393 amino acids)
Biological process (GO): L-tyrosine catabolic process
Cellular component (GO): Golgi membrane; endoplasmic reticulum membrane
Molecular function (GO): 4-hydroxyphenylpyruvate dioxygenase activity
Source: RefSeq, a predicted model, not a curated record